This is a messenger RNA of Acaromyces ingoldii, 1338 nucleotides long. RefSeq names its product acyl-CoA dehydrogenase NM domain-like protein. Gene Ontology annotation, molecular function: flavin adenine dinucleotide binding; 3-methylbutanoyl-CoA dehydrogenase activity. The record is from RefSeq and is a predicted model, not a curated record. The transcript is spliced from 3 exons. Gene Ontology annotation, biological process: L-leucine catabolic process. The coding region runs from base 1 to 1338 and encodes 445 amino acids. NCBI's taxonomy places the organism in Eukaryota, Fungi, Basidiomycota, Exobasidiomycetes, Exobasidiales, Cryptobasidiaceae.
AUGGCUCCCACUGCAAGCGCAUCAGCUGUGCCUCCGCCUCCGGCGUCUGCCAAGGGCGCCUCUCGGAUCCAGCCGGAUCCCGAGCUGGUCUCGUACCCAAGCUUCAACGCACGUCCCAAGACGCCCGAGGAGUACUACGAGCGUGCCAAGCAGGUGGCUGACCUGCUUCACCAGGACGAGGCGGUGAGGGACCGCGGAAACGUCGUUCCCAACCGUCAGGUGCAGCUCCUCAAGGAUGCCGGCCUUGUUACCCUCCUCGGGCCCACGUCUAAGGGCGGCGGUGGCCAGACUUGGAACGAGGCCUACCACGUCGUCCGUCUCGUUGCCCAAGGCGACGGCUCCCUCGCCCAGCUGCUGGGCUACCACUACAUUUGGUUCUGGGCCGCCGCCCUGGUGGGCACCGACGAGCAGCGCGCCAGGCUCGAGGCCGAGUUCACUGAGAAGAACUACUUUAUCGGAGGCGCAGUCAACCCGAGGGACAGCGAUCUCAAGGUCCGACAGCACCCGCAAGACAAGGCCAAGAUUGUCUUUGACGGCAAAAAGACAUUCUCGACGGGCAGCAAAGUCAGCGACGUGACGAUUCUCGAGGGGUCCUUUGAGGGAGCUGCUGCCGAUGCGCCCCACGUCUUUGUGCCAGUCCUGUCCAAGCAACCGGGCAUCGUCUAUGGCGACGAGUGGGUCGAUGUGCUCGGCAUGCGCGGCACCCAGUCUGGCGGUGUGACAAUCUCCAAUGUCGAAGCAGACUGGCGCGACGCCCUGGGCUUUGUCGACGGCAAGUUCACGCCCUUGGGUCCGUACAACACCCUGAACCUGCCCGCAAUCCAACUCGUCUUUACGAGCUUCUACCUCGGCAUCGCAGAGGGUGCCCUCCAGCGUGGCAUCGAAUACACACGCAACAACACUAGGGGAUGGCCCUACCAGCCCCACCCGCCCUCGAGGGGAACGGACGAGGUUUACAUCCAAGAUGGCUACGGCACGCUCCAGGCGCGUCUUUGGGCCUCGUCUGCGCAGAUUGCACAAACCAUCAAGCUGGCCUCCUCGAUCCUCGGCACGAACCCGCGGCAAAAUGUGACGGCGGCGCAGCGCGCAGACUUGGCCGUCCAGGUCGCCGCUGCCAAGGUCAACAUUGUCGACUUUGGUCUCGACGUCACCUCGAAGCUCUACGAGCUCCAGGGGGCUCGGAGCGUCAGCGGCAAGUACGGCUUCGACGUCGCCUGGAGGGACCUGCGCACCCACUCGCUGCACGAUCCCAUUGCGCACAAGCGCGCAGAAGUCGGCAGGUACGCUCUCUUUGGCCCCGGCCAGGAUGGCUGGCCUACGCCCACUUGGUACACAUAA